AUGAGGUCUGGAGGUGUGGCUCUUGACACCCGCCUGGCAAAAGCCAAGGGAGUGGUGGCUGAGCUGUCACACAGACUCAAAAAAACAAGAGAGGCGAACCCCUGCCUGAUGGAUGUGCCUUUCUGGGUGCACAAGCCUGCAGGUGAUGCAAAUGGAAAUUCACAAAGCAAGGAGUUAUCAUUGGAAAUGAAAAAUGAUCUGAAUGAGGCCAACCUCAUGCUUCACCAUGGUGACAAAAUGCAUCCAUAUUUAAAAGAAUCAUUAAGAAAUUCAGCUUCCGUGGCAGCUCAGAGCAAGACUGUGGAUCUUUUCUUUGCUCCUGCAGAAGAGCAUUUUGCUGGGGUGUCCCGUGGUGUUGGGAAAGCCCCAGCGAGGGACUGGCUGGGAGGAGGGCCCAGGGCUGCUGACAGCCACAGAGGACAGUACUGCAAAGGAGAGCCUCUGGGGUCAGGACUGCCACGCUGGCAGAAACGCUCAGAAAUUGGGAUUUCUGAGGAGCAAGCACCAAGUGUUUUUCUUAAGGGGCUAGGCUCUGAGUUGAAACUGUCUUGCCUGUGUUCCGACCUGUCUAUAUUGCUGCAUGCACAUCCUGAAGUACUCCCAAAUGAUGAGACAAGGUGUGUUUUCCUUGGCCAUUCAAAGCCCAUGUUUUCAGAGCAAAUAGAAGAAUACAAGAAAAUGCUUUCAAGGGUAAAAAGUACCUCAAAUCACCUGCAGAUAACACCAGGGUUACUGGCUCUACAAGCUUUUGAAGUAGCAGCUCCAUUAUGCCAUAGUUAAGUAAGGUACAAGCAGAACAAUAAAAAUAGAUUAAUUUUAAAAGUUGUCUUAGAACGAUUUCUUUUGCAUUAAGUCUGGAUGUGAGCAGCACAGCCAUGAAGGUCCUGUGUUUUUUUGUAUGACUAGACACACUUCAAGUAAGAGGAAUUGAAACUCAUGGAAAGCUGAUUGAUGCAGAAAGGGAUUUUUGAUGUUGCUUUAAAUUGUGCUUGAAAGAUGUUCAGGAUUGGGAAACCACUUUGAGGAGAACAUUACUAUAUCCUACAUGAAUGUCAGAACAUAAAGAUUUAACAUAAAGUUCUUUAUUUUCAGCACUCAUUCUCGAAGGCUACUGUCUCAGAUACUGGCUUUUUUUAAACAGUCUCUGAUCAUCUAACAGAAGUGAAUAUUUGUGAGAGUGAACCCACCUCUUUUUGCUCCAUGCUUUGCUGAGGUGAUGUAAGCUGUUACCGUUUUUGCAAUUUGUAGAAUAAUUUUGGUCUGCAGCAAAAUUUGAUUUCUCACAUCCCUUCCACUUGAAAUGCAAUUUAAAUGGAGGCCCUAUGGUGAAAGUUGCAAUGUUAAACUUACCUUUAGAAUAAUCCUUUCUCAAACUAGGAACCCUAGCAGUGUUGCCUGAAAUAAAUAGGAACUUGAGACUACUUGAGAGGCAAAUCAGCUAUUUCUCUUAUAUAAAGUUUCCAGUUCUAGGAAUUGAGGUAUCUCUUACACUAAGAUUUUUCUGAGGUAACCCCUUUUGUUGUUGAUAACUUUGAUAAAGGUCACUAAAGAGUGUCAUUUUUUAAGGAGUCCCAAAGUAAAGCUUAACCAUCUCUGAAGUUAUUGCAUCUGUCAGUUUGUGUGCUAAAUGACUAUGCCAUGUACUAUUUUGGUGUUUUGGGAAUAUGAAAAAUAAAAUUUGUUCUUAGCAUAAUAAAUGUCUUAUUUUAUGCGUGUA
Manis pentadactyla (Chinese pangolin) is the source of this 1717-nucleotide messenger RNA. It is a transcript of the gene FAM220A, whose product is annotated as family with sequence similarity 220 member A. Bases 1 to 780 code for a protein of 259 amino acids. The transcript has a single exon. NCBI's taxonomy places the organism in Eukaryota, Metazoa, Chordata, Mammalia, Pholidota, Manidae. Gene Ontology annotation, biological process: protein dephosphorylation; negative regulation of transcription by RNA polymerase II. Gene Ontology annotation, molecular function: STAT family protein binding. The record is from RefSeq and is a predicted model, not a curated record. Gene Ontology annotation, cellular component: nucleus.